Messenger RNA from Humulus lupulus (European hop), 3709 nucleotides. RefSeq names its product pentatricopeptide repeat-containing protein At5g16860. Gene Ontology annotation, biological process: RNA modification. Lineage: Eukaryota; Viridiplantae; Streptophyta; Magnoliopsida; Rosales; Cannabaceae. Gene Ontology annotation, molecular function: zinc ion binding; protein binding; RNA binding. The record is from RefSeq and is a predicted model, not a curated record. The transcript has a single exon. Bases 645 to 3218 code for a protein of 857 amino acids.
UCUGUGAGAGAGAAUCAAAUAUUAUUUUUAUAGUUUUAUAAAUGGUUUGUUAUUUUUUUUUUUUAAUUUUGUUAUUAACGUAAUUUUUGCUGUUAUUUCUUAUUUCUUAUUUUUUGUUGUUUUAGGUACUAUAACAAUUAAUCACACUAAAAACACUUAUACUGACCUUUGUUAUACUUUUUUAGGUGUGGCUGUUAAUUGACAGAGAAGUAGUUCUGGAAGGAGAGGCUCACUGUAAGUAAGAAAGAUAUAUGUUAGUAUUAGAUGUGGACGGGCGGGUUGGGCUGAGUAGGGUGAGGAAAUGUCUGGCCCAUUUCUGAGCCAUACUGAUCGGCCUUUGGCUUUCAGCCACCGAAUGGGCUAUGACCCAGUUAGAGUUAGCCUUUCCGGCCCACUGAUCGGUGUGGGUUGGUCGGGUUGCUCAACCCACACUAUUUUUUGCCCAGCCCUAGUGUGGGUUUAGUUGUUUCCGUCUAUUUUUACCGUUUUCUGAUAUAUGGGUUUUUCUUUAGUAUGGUUGGUGGAAAAGUUGAGUUUUAUGUGUGAUUUUUGUUCUUUCUUUUUUGCUAUAAAAGAUCAAGACUGGAAAGAAGCUCAUCUAGGCAAUUAAUUACAAAAUUAAACCAUGAUAGAAAUUGACUAGUAUGGCCCUUUUCUUUAUUUGUCGAAACCUCAAAGUUUUGAAAUUUCUCAACGCUACUAACCCGAAGGCCUUCUUCUACACAGGACCAACCUCAAACACUCUUGAAAUAACCACCUCCCAACUGAAGGAAUGCAAGUAUGUGAUCCGGGCCAAGCUUAUUCACCAAAAAAUCCUGGUCCUAGGACUAGCACAUCGUGUCACAGACCUUAUUGGUGCCUACAUAACAUGCAAUGCUCCAUCAUAUGCCAUGGUGCUUCUUGAGCGCCUCGAGCCGUUGCCAUAUUCUUUGUUCUGGUGGAAUGCAUUGAUGAGGCGCGCAAUUCGGUCUGGUUUGCUAAAUGACGUUCUCGUACUGCACCUUCGAAUGCAGAGACUUGGAUGGAGUCCUAACCAUUACACAUUUCCUUUUGUUCUCAAAGCUUGUGGUGAACUUUCCUCAUUUCGGCUAGGCGCUUCGGUUCACGCUGCAGUAUGCUCAAAUGGGUUUAAUGGAAAUGUGUUUGUUUGUAAUGCUGUGAUCACGAUGUAUGGUCGUUGUGGUGCGCUGGGAGAUGCACACAAAAUGUUUGAAGAAGUGUUCAACAGAGGAAUAUGUGAUGUUGUUUCAUGGAACUCAAUUGUGGCUGCUUAUUCCCAGAAUGGUGAGUCAAAGAAUGCAUUGAAUAUGUUUGAUCGAAUGAUGAAGGAUCUUAAUGCACGUCCUAAUGCUUUUAGUCUAGUGAAUAUCCUUCCUGCUUGUGGCUCUAUGGGUUUGUCAAUGUGGGGUAAGGAGGUUCAUGCUUUUGCUGUCCGGAAUGGUUUUAAUGAAGAUUUAUAUGUCAGUAAUGCCAUUGUGGGCAUGUAUGCCAAGUGUGAGAUGAUGGAUGAAGCUAACAAGAUUUUUGAACAAAUGAAGGUUAAGGAUGUUGUAUCGUGGAAUGCUAUGGUUACAGGGUAUUCUCAUGUUGGUAGAUUUGAAGAUGCUAUUGGCCUAUUUGAAAAGAUGAGUAAUGAGAAAAUUGAAUUGAAUGUUGUGACAUGGAGUGCAGUAAUUGCAGGUUUUGCUCAACGGGGUUUAGGUCAUGAAGCGUUGAAUGUAUUUCGACAAAUGCAAGGUUGUGGUUUUGAUCCAAAUGUUGUUACCCUUGUGUCUCUUCUGUCAGGUUGUGCAUCUGCAGGAGCAUUACUUCAAGGAAAAGAGGCUCAUUGUUAUGCCAUAAAAUGUGUUCUAAACCGGGACAGGAAAGAUCAAGAGGAAGAUUUAAUGAUUAUUAAUAGUCUAAUCGACAUGUAUGCUAAAUGCAAUGGUCUCGAAAUAGCACGAAAGAUGUUUGAUUUAAUAGAACCAAAGGAGAAAAAUGUGGUGAGUUGGACAGUCAUCAUUGGUGGGUAUGCUCAACAUGGGGAAGCCAAUGAUGCCCUAAUUAUUUUUUCCCAAAUGCUUGGUCAACUUAACUACCAAAAGCCUAAUGCUUUCACCAUGUCUUGUGCUUUGAUGGCAUGUGCUCAUUUAGGGGCACUAAGAUUCGGUAAACAAAUUCAUGCCUAUGUAAUUCGGAAUGAACAUGAUUCCAUGACACCUUUUGUGUCUAAUUGCCUUAUUGAUAUGUAUUCCAAAUCUGGAGGCAUUGGUGAUGCUCAAGUUGUGUUUAACAAGAUAAAACACAAGAAUUUUGUUUCAUGGACAUCGCUGAUGAGUGGUUAUGGCAUGCAUGGUUAUGGUAAAGAAGCUCUUCACGUGUUUGAUGAUAUGAGAAAAGUAGGUAUGGUGCCUGAUGGUGUUACCUUUGUUGUUCUCCUAUAUGCUUGUAGCCAUUGUGGGUUAAUUGAUGAGGGAAUAAGAUAUUUUAGUGACAUGACCAAGGAUUAUGGUGUUACUCCUGGGGCAGAACACUACGCUUGCAUGGUUGAUCUCUUGGGUCGUGCUGGUCGCAUGUCAGAAGCUUUGAAGCUUAUCAGUCACAUGCCUAUGGAACCUACUCCGAUAGUUUGGUUUUCAUUACUCAGUGGUUGUAGGAUUCAUGGAAACAUUGAGGUUGGGGAAUAUGCUGCAAAUAGGUUGUUAGAGUUGGACUUGCAGAAUGAUGGGUCCUACACUUUGUUAUCAAACAUGUACGCCAAUGCUAAGCGAUGGAAAGAUGUUGCCAGGAUUAGAUAUUUGAUGAAACAUACAGGGGUCAAGAAGAGGCCUGGUUGUAGUUGGGUGCAAGGUAAGGAAGGCACCACAACCUUUUUUGUAGGAGACAGACGACAUCCUCAAUCCCAACAAAUAUAUAAAUUGCUUGCAAGCUUGAUAGAGCGCAUUAGAGCCAUCGGGUAUGUUCCAGAAACCAGUUUUGCACUCCAUGAUGUGGAUGAUGAGGAGAAAGGUGAUCUUCUCUUUGAACAUAGUGAGAAGUUGGCUCUUGCCUAUGCCAUCGUAACGACUCCACCUGGUGCACCUAUUCGUAUCACCAAGAAUAUACGUGUUUGUGGUGAUUGCCACAAUGCCAUGACCUAUAUAUCCAUGGUUAUUGAACAUGAAAUCAUAUUAAGAGAUUCAAGUCGCUUCCAUCAUUUUAAGAAUGGUUCCUGUUCUUGCAGAGGUUAUUGGUGACAAUGUAGUAAGACAUGUUUAACACUGUUGACCUGAGAAAUGUGCUAGAUUAAAUGAGACAGUGGCAACAUUUUGAGGUCAAUGUUAUGUAGGGUUUAGCUCAUGUGAAGGAAAUGUGGCUACAAAGGUUCAAGUUUUUACCUGGCCAUCAGCUUGUCGGAAGAUUGAUACUCGUUAUGUUCUGCAAUGAAGAAAGCUUGGAUAUAUUUUUUUUUCAAAUGGCUAGGUAGCUUUAAAGAUGCAGUACACAUUUCUUAGGGAUUAAAUUUGAUACGGUUAAUCUUUAAAAUUGUUGACCCUAUUUGAAGAGAAAUUUCUAGGCGUUGGCCAUAGUCGUGAACUAAAAACACAUGUUUUGGUUUUGUUAGUUAUCCUAGGGCUUGAAAUUUGAAUAUAUUUGUCAGCUUUGAGGCUUGGAAGUGUUUAGUGUGUGUUUAUUGUUUAUUAUAUAUAUAUAAAUAUUUAUGAGAAAUUAAAUGUUUAAUGCUUUA